AUGAACGUCCAACUUAAUUGGAUACCUGGUCGUCCUGAGCUGGAGAAUGAGAACCUCCUCUCAGCCUUCGGCAUUAGCUUGGCUAUCGAUCGGAGGAUAGCCAAGCAAAAUCUUCGAGCCAAGAGUCCUGAACUAAUGAAGAAAUUCAGUGUUCUGAGACUUGCUUCAGGGGCCAUCCAGCGGGCCGAGGAUAAGCCUCUUCCCCUUCCUCCAAAGGACUCGGCAACCGUGGAGAAGGGUCUGGAGGACGUGCCUUCGGAGCAAGAGGCUCUCCGACUUCUUGAAGAAAGAAAGCAGGUUCAUAUCCCCGAUGAAUCUGAGAGGGUGGUUCCUCCUCAGACGAGGGGUGCGACAAAAAAGAGUGGGAAGAAGAAGAGGAAGCGGGAUUCUUCUUCCCACAAGGAGAAGUCGGCAAAGAGGCCCUCCGUGGGCGCGGUCCCUACCGCCCGGCCCCUCCAAAUAAGGCCAGUUGAAGAGGAGACCUCGCCCCUUCAAGACUCUCCACGGCCAUCUUCAGAUAAAGGGAAGGAGAAAAUGGGGGAAUCUUCCGCGGCUCCCUCCUCUCAGUAUGCCGAGGUUUACCGUCGUCGGGAGGUUUCCCCUUUUCGACGCGACACACCCUUUCCGGAGCUGGGGCAUAAGGGCUUAGUAGUCCGCUUUAACAGGGCGACGUCCAACUUAAUCAGCAAAGUGGACGUCGACCUUUUAGAAUCUAUGCCCCCCCGUGAUAGGGUGCGUCAAGCACAAGCUUCGGCGGCGGAGGUAAUAACUUUUAAACUCAGUAAUAUGAUUAUUUUUUGCUUCCGGAUUUCUUUAAUAAUCGUUCCUUUGCAGGCGUUCAUACGGUUGGCCUUUGAGCUCGACGCCAACCGUCAAAGUGCCGCGGACCAGGAAACCAUGGCCGCCCUUACCUCCCGCUGCGAAGAGCUGAACGAAGAAUUAACAAAACUGCGGGAGGACCUGCCGAGCCUCAAAGAAAAACUGGCCAAGUGCUCUGAGCUGAAAGAACGCUUGGUCAGAACCGAACAAUGGCGGGAAAGGGCGAGGAAGCAGCUGGAUCAGAUCGUUGAGAACUUGGAUGCUGCUUCCACCAGGUCCGCGAGCAUCAGCCAUGAGGUCGGCUUGCUGAUGGAUACUCAUGCCAAGCUCGUUCAUCAGAACCAGCAACUAAUGCAGCAAGUGUCGGCCGAUUCUUCCCACUUCAAAAUGAUUCUAUCCGCGGCUAAAGUAUACAAAUUGUGCCUAACCAGGAAGGCCCGGAUAGCUCGAGAUUGGCUUCUCUCGGAUGAGCCGGAAGCGUCGAAGUUUCUCGGAGAUCUGACGGCCGAGAUGGUGAAGGCCGGAACCAUGAUUAGUGACGAGAAGUAUCGUCUGGCUGCCGCAGAGUUGGGCAUGGAUUUUACUUCCCUUCAGCAAACUGCUGAACAAAAGGGGAGUGAAGCUUUGUCCAACCUUGCUCCUGUCUUGGACGGGGAGUUGGCGGUACUGGUCGACACGGUCUGGGACGCGUCCGAAAAGAGGGCCUGGUCUGAAAAGAUAAAUGCCGAGGCUGAGAGGGAGGCUUUAAGUCUCGACUUGGAGCAGCUGGCUCUCUCUUCUCCUCCGGCGUCAGAUGUCCCAGAGAACUUGACGCUCUCCAACCUGGAGGUUCUAUGCCUUGAUCUAUCGAAUCUCAUUAUUGACGAAGGCCGGAACCUCCAGAGCUUGUCCCGGGAGUUGUCUGAGAUCGGAGUGGAGCCGUUCAAUGUUGAAGAUUAUGUCAGCUUCACCCCGAGUUUUGAAGAGGGAAGGAUCGAAUCUCCUCCGCCGCCGGGUGAAGAUGUCGAGGCCUUUUUUGACGAUGUAUAA
Molecule: messenger RNA, 1848 nt
Organism: Amaranthus tricolor (Joseph's coat)
Lineage: Eukaryota; Viridiplantae; Streptophyta; Magnoliopsida; Caryophyllales; Amaranthaceae
Exons: 3
Coding region: 1-1848 (615 amino acids)
Source: RefSeq, a predicted model, not a curated record